Coregonus sp. 'balchen' is the source of this 19180-nucleotide messenger RNA. The record is from the annotation of a GenBank genome assembly. NCBI's taxonomy places the organism in Eukaryota, Metazoa, Chordata, Actinopteri, Salmoniformes, Salmonidae.
AUGUUUGCCAUGCUGACUGGGACGUUACCUUUCACUGUGGAGCCGUUUAACAUCAAGCAGCUGCAUCAGAAGAUGGUCAACGGAGAGAUAGGAACCAUACCCAACGAUAUCAGCAAAGGUACCACACACACACACACACACACACACACACACACAUCUCUCACAAACACACACACACACACACACACAUCAGGAGAGGGAGACAGACAUCACCUCACACACAGCCAUGUCAGCACAACAAACAGAGCUUGUGUUACCAUGGUGAGAAUGAGUACAGGUCCUGUUACCGUGGUGAGAAUGAGUACAGGUCCUGUUACCGUGGUGAUAAUGAGUACAGGUUGUGUUACCGUGGUGAUAAUGAGUACAGGUUUUAUUACUGGGGCUGACAAUUAGUACAGGUCGUGUUACCAUGGUGAUAAUGAGUACAGGUCUUAUUACCGUGGUGAUAAUGAGUACAGGUCGUGUUAUCAUGGUGAUAAUGAGUACAGGUUGUGUUACUGUGGUGAUAAUGAACAGGUCUUAUUACCAUGGUGAUAAUGAGUACAGGUCGUGUUACCGUGGUGAUAAUGAGUACAGGUCGUGCUACCGUGGUGAUAAUGAGUACAGGUUGUGUUACUGUGGUGAUAAUGAGUAGGGUCUUAUUACCAUGGUGAUAAUGACUAAAGCUUGUGUUACCGUGGUGAUGAUGACUAAAGCUUGUGUUACCGUGGUGAUAAUGAGUACAGGUUGUGUUACCGUGGUGAUAAUAAGUACAGGUGUGCUGGUCUAAGAGAUGAGAUCAGAUUAAUACAGCUGGUAAAAGACAGCAGUCUGAACACAUCACUAUCUACACAAGGCUAUCACACUCUCCAACUCACACUGGGCUGGAAUACAAACCUGCACUGCCAGUAACUCUCCAAGACAAGAAUUGGAGAUCCUGAGAACACUGGAACUCAGUACCUGUAGACUACAGCUGGAACUCAGUACCUGUAGACUACAGCUGGAACUCAGUACAUGUAGACUACAGCUGGAACUCAGUACCUGUAGACUACAGCUGGAACUCAGUACCUGUAGACUACAGCUGGAACUCAGUACCUGUAGACUACAGCUGGAACUCAGUACCUGUAGACUACAGCUGGAACUCAGUACCUGUAGACUACAGCUGGAACUCAGUACCUGUAGACUACAGCUGGAACUCAGCACCUGUAGACUACAGCUGGAACUCAGUACCUGUAGACUACAGCUGGAACUCAGUACCUGUAGACUACAGCUGGAACUCAGUACCUGUAGACUACAGCUGGAACUCAGUACCUGUAGACUACUGCUGGAACUCAGUACCUGUAGACCUCAGCUGGAACUCAGUACCUGUAGACUACAGCUGGAACUCAGUACCUGUAGACUACAGCUGGAACUCAGUACCUGUAGACUACAGCCGGAACUCAGUACCUGUAGACUACAGCUGGAACUCAGUACCUGUAGACUACAGCCGGAACUCAGUACCUGUAGACUACAGCCGGAACUCAGUACCUGUAGACUACAGCUGGAACUCAGUACCUGUAGACUACAGCUGGAACUCAGUACCUGUAGACCUCAGUUGGAACUCAGUACCUGUAGACCACAGCUGGAACUCAGUACCUGUAGACUACAGCUGGAACUCAGUACCUGUAGACUACAGCCGGAACUCAGUACCUGUAGACUACAGCCGGAACUCAGUACCUGUAGACUACAGCCGGAACUCAGUACCUGUAGACUUCAGCUGGAACUCAGUACCUGUAGACUACAGCCGGAACUCAGUACCUGUAGACUACAGCCGGAACUCAGUACCUGUAGACUACAGCUGGAACUCAGUACCUGUAGACUACAGCUGGAACUCAGUACCUGUAGACUACAGCUGGAACUCAGUACCUGUAGACUACAGCUGGAACUCAGCACCUGUAGACUACAGCUGGAACUCAGCACCUGUAGACUACAGCUGGAACUCAGUACCUGUAGACUACAGCUGGAACUCAGUACCUGUAGACUACAGCUGGAACUCAGUACCUGUAGACUACAGCUGGAACUCAGUACCUGUAGACUACAGCUGGAACUCAGCACCUGUAGACUACAGCUGGAACUCAGUACCUGUAGACUACAGCUGGAACUCAGUACCUGUAGACUACAGCCGGAACUCAGUACCUGUAGACUACAGCCGGAACUCAGUACCUGUAGACUACAGCCGGAACUCAGUACCUGUAGACUACAGCCGGAACUCAGUACCUGUAGACUUCAGCUGGAACUCAGUACCUGUAGACUACAGCUGGAACUCAGUACCUGUAGACUACAGCCGGAACUCAGUACCUGUAGACUACAGCUGGAACUCAGUACCAGUAGACUACAGCCGGAACUCAGUACCUGUAGACUACAGCUGGAACUCAGUACCUGUAGACUACAGCUGGAACUCAGUACCUGUAGACUACAGCUGGAACUCAGUACCUUUAGACUACAGCCCCAAUUCAAUGAAUCGCUCGCUCUCUCUCUCUCUCUCUCUCUCUCCCUCUCUCCCUCUCUCUCUCUCUCUCUCUCUCUCUCUCUCUCUCUCUCUCUCUCUCUCUCUCUCUCUCUCUCUCUCUCUCUCUCUCUCUCUCUCUCCCCCUCUCUUCAGGUGCAGUAGGUUUUGUUCUGUCCCUGUUGGAGCCAGAGCCUUUUAAACGGCCAACAAUCAGAUCAGCUAUGGAGGAAAAAUGGAUCAAUGAGGGAUACACCAAGAGACCUCUACACACACUCACACACAGGAACAGGUAACACACACCAAGAGACCUCUACACACAGGAACAGGUAACACACACCAAGAGACCUCUACACACAGGAACAGGUAACACACACCAAGAGACCUCUACACACAGGAACAGGUAACACACACCAAGAGACCUCUACACACAGGAACAGGUAACACACACCAAGAGACCUCUACACACAGGAACAGGUAACACACACCAAGAGACCUCUACACACAGGAACAGGUAACACACACCAAGAGACCUCUACACACAGGAACAGGUAACACACACCAAGAGACCUCUACACACAGGAACAGGUAACACACACUUGCACGUGUUGAGUCAUUCCUAAAUUGAGUCAGUUUUGGGGGCGAUCUCAGAGCUAACAGAGCCAGGCCAAGAGUAGCCUCUAGUUUCCCCUCAAACACUAUCCACACCGUUAAACACACUAUCCACACCGUUAAACACACACACUUUGCUCACCACAUCAUGUCUUCUUUGUCAUGUCAUCUCUUUACCAUCUGCCUCUAGGCACUCUUUCCAGAUUUGAUCAACUGUGCGUGCGUGCGUUUGUGUGUUUGUGUGAUUGUUUUGUCUGUGUCUGUGUGUCUCCGUCUCUGUCUCCAGGCUGCGUCCUGAGGAUCUGAACCAAUCCGUGCUGUCCUACAUGACAGAGUCUCUGGGUUACAGUCUGAGUGAUGUCAUCACCAUGCUGACCAAUAACAGGCCUUCUGCCGUCCUGGCCUCCUAUCACCUGCUGCUCAGCAAACUGACCCGCGGACAGAGAGGGGCCAGGGGCAUCAAGGUCUAUAAUACUCACACACCCCAGCUAGCACACAACGUUCUGAGGACCAUUUGGUUUCUUAGAGCUUGGUGAGAGCGUGGUUGUCCUAUGAUUCUUUUGCAUACAUCCUUCCCACAACUUUAUGGAAAUGGUGCAGGAUAGUUGCUUGGCUGUGGAACAUUCUCAUCACAUUUAAGGAACUUGACAAAAAAAAGUUACUUUAACAGAAAGUUUCCUGAAAGUUAAAACAUGGUUACAUUUCAUUUCAAUUUGACAUUGGGAACGUUUUCAAAUAGUUCAGAGAACAUUAAGAAACAAUGUUUUUCUGUGGGAGUUUCAGUACUUCAGCAUUAUGAUUCCUACAGGUUUCCUCAUGGUUCUAUUUAAUGUCAUGUUCUGAAAUUGCUCUGAGAACGUUAAGAAAACGUUCCAUAAAAACCACAAUAAAACUUUUGUAACAUUCAGAGAACGUUCUAAGAAUGUUAUUUAAAAACAUAUACAUUCCGUUCUCGGCAUCAACAAAAACUCUCUCUAUCCUCUAUAUUGUUAAAUGUGAUCUUAAUGAGUGCUUGUUUCCUUUGAAAUGGCGUGUGUUUGAAUAGACUCAAAUUAACAGCUUUUUAUUCGUAAAAAAACAAGGCAUUCCAUGGAUAGAAAGCCAGUAUGACGAUAGAGCUUUCAGGCUAGAAUGAAAAGCAGCCGGUGAAAGCCAGUAUGACGGUUAGCUUUCAGGCUAGAAUGAAAGGUGGCCGCUGCGUGGGAGAUAAAAUAUCUGUAGAGUUCAAAAUGUACUAGCGCUCAAAACCAUGAAAAGGAAUAACCCAAAGAGGCCAUGGAUAAAGAAGAUUAUAGGUUUGAAUCUCACUGAUGCAGAGCCACAAUAAAAAAGGAAUGUGUUUGCGUGAUUAAUGCCUAAGCAAAUGAAUUUCCAUGUGUCCUACCUGUGCUUGGAGUUUUAAAAAAAGUGAACCCAAAAUAAGCUUAAAAGUCUUAUGGAAACAUUCAGUGAAAGGAAGUUAUAUAAAAAAAAAUCAAAAUAACCUAUAAUUUCCUAAAAAUAAACGUUCCCAGAAUAGGUCAAAUUUUCACUUCUGUUCUCAGAAAAAACGUUCAGCUUUACCGGUCAGGAAACGUAUGGCUUCAUUCCCACAACCAAUGUGAAACUAAAAACAUACGUUCUCACAACUUCCAAGGAACCAAAUGUGCUAGCUGGGACAGACACAGCUCCAGUGUGUGUGUUGUUUAUUGUGUUGUUUAUUGUGUUGUUUAGUGUGUUGUUUAUUGUGUUGUUUAUUGUGUUGUUUAGUGUGUUGUUUAUUGUGUUGUUUAUUGUGUUGUUUAUUGUGUUGUUUAUUGUGUUGUUUAUUGUGUUGUUUAUUGUGUUGUUUAUUGUGUUGUUUAUUGUGUGUGUGACAGAAACUGGACACCAGUGAAUGGAACCUGCCCAGUAAUCCCACCUGGAGAGAGAAGAGCAGCACUGCAGCCAGGACACAGCAACAUGUAAAUAUAAUACUGUACUAUACUAUACUAUACUAUGAUACUAUAUACAGUGGCUUGUGAAAAUAUUCGCCCCCCUUGGCAUUUUUCCUAUUUUGUUGCCUUACAAUCUGGAAUUAAAAUUGAUUUUUGGGGGGUUUGUAUAAUUUGAUUUACACAACAUGCCUACCACUUUGAAGAUGCAAAAUAUGUUUUAUUGUGAAACAAACAAGAAAGAAGACAAAAACACAGAAAACUUGAGCGAGCAUAACUAUUCAGUCAAUACUUUAUAGAGCCACCUUUUGCAGCAAUUACAGCUGCAAGUCUCUUGGGGUAUGUCUCUAUAAGCUUGGCACAUCAAGCCACUGGGACUUUUGCCCAUUCUUCAAGGCAAAACUGCUUCAGCUCCUUCAAGUUGGAUGGGUUCCGCUGGUGUACAGCAAUCUUUAAGUCAUACCACAGAUUCUCAAUUGGAUUGAGGUCUGGGCUUUGACUAGGCCAUUCCAAGACAUUUAAAUGUUUCCCCUUAAACCACUCAAGUGUUGCUUUAGCAGUAUGCUUAGGGUCAUUGUUCUGCUGGAAGGUGAACCUCCGUCCCAGUCUCAAAUCUCUGGAAGACUGAAACAGGUUUCCCUCAAGAAUUUCUCUGUAUUUAGCGCCAUUCAUCAUUCCUUCAAUUCUGACCAGUUUCCCAGUCCCUGCCGAUUAAAAACAUCCCCACAGCAUGAUGCUGCCGCCACCAUGCUUCACUGUGGGGAUGGUGUUCUCAGGGUGAUGAGAGGUGUUGGGUUUGCACCAGACAUAGCGUUUUCCUUGAUGGCCAAAAAGCUAGAUUUUAGUCUCAUCUGACCAGAGUACCUUAUUCCAUAUGUUUGGGGAGUCUCCCACAUGCCUUUUGGCAAACACCAAACGUGUUUGCUUCUUUUUUUCUUUAAGCAAUGGCUUUUUUCUGGCCACUCUUCCAUAAAGCUCAGCUCUGUGGAGUGUACGACUUAAAGUGGUCCUAUGGACAGAUACUCCAAUAUCCGCUAUGGAGCUUUGCAGCUCCUUCAGGGUUAUCUUUUGUCUCUUUGUUGCCUUUCUGAUUAAUGCCCUCCUUGCCUGGUCCGUGAGUUUUGGUGGGCUGCCCUCUCUUGGCAGGUUUGUUGUGGUGCCAUAUUCUUUCCAUUUUUUUAUAAUGGAUUUAAUGGUGCUCCGUGGGAUGUUCAAAGUUUCAGAUAUUUUUUUAUAACCCAACCCUGAUCUGUACUUCUCCACAACUUUGUCCCUGACCUGUUUGGAGAGCUCCUUGGUCUUCAUGGUGCCGCUUGCUUGGUGGUGCCCCUUGCUUAGUGGUGUUGCAGACUCUGGGGCCUUUCAGAACAGGUGUAUAUAUACUGAGAUCAUGUGACACUUAGAUUGCACACAGGUGGACUUUAUUUAACUAAUUAUGUGACUUCUGAAGGUAAUUGGUUGCACCAGAUCUUAUUUAGGGGCUUCAUAGCAAAGGGGGUGAAUACAUAUGCACGCACCACUUUUCCAUUAUUAAUUUUUUAGAAUUGUUUGAAACAAGUAAUUAUUUUCAUUUCACUUCACCAAUUUGGACUAUUUUGUGUAUGUCCAUUACAUUACCAAAUAAAAACCCAUUAAAAUGACAGGUUGUAAUGCAACAAAAUUGGAAAAACGCAAAGGGGGAUGAAUACUUUUGCAAGGCACUGUAGUGCUUUACAUUACACUAUAUAGAAGAGCAACCCUGCAGCCACGGCACAGCAACAGGCAGGUUAAUGUAACUACUAAGCCCACUUCCAUCUUUGGAUAUAAAAAUAUUUAAAAAAGAAAAACCUUUUCUGCUGUUUAAUGUUUCAACUAAUUAAUUUGGUUGUUAUAUCCAUAACUUUUAUUUUAUUCUAAGCCAAUCAGAUGUUUUAUUAUUCAGUUAUUGACAGUUAUGUGUAAGUUAUCCACUAGUGGCCAAUUUCAAAGCUGCAAAUAAACUUUUGUGUUGAGGCAACCCUCAGAUAAACACAGAUAUUUUUUGUAAUUUCUCAAAUAAGUGAUCAUACUUUAUGAAAAUUAAGAGAUGAAUAUACUGAUAUAUGCACAUGAUAGAAUAUUUCAUGAGCAUUCAUUACUACUUCUUGCCAAUUGAAAAUAAAUCUGUUUUUUCCCAUGCUAGCAGUCGUGCCUGCAUGCUACAGUCACACAGAAGCAACAGAUAAACGAUUUCAGGCAUUCACAGCUAACAUUUGAAAUGCAUUUAGUGUCAUUUUACUGUUAAAUGAACUUUGCAUUGAUAUAUAUAGAUGCCAUUUUUGUAAAUGUGACAUUUAUCUCAGGUGGGCUUUAAGGGUACAAGGCACUCCCUCUAUACAGAGCGUAAAUGACAAUGAAGAAAUGUUGUUCAAUAUGAUCAAGACUAAUGUUGCAUAAUAUUUUAGUCUAUAGUAAAUAUUUAUUCCCUAAACCAUUGGUUUCCAAAUAUUUUAUGAGUAGAUUUUGCUAUUCAGACUUUUUCACCAUAAAUCACUGUUAUUCCAAUUAAACCCAGUAUGCUCCUAUUAAACCCAGUAUGCUCCUAUUAAGCCCAGUAUGCUCCUAUUAAACCCAGUAUGCUCCUAUUAAGCCCAGUAUGCUCCUAUUAAACCCAGUAUGCUCCUAUUAAACCCAGUAUGCUCCUAUUAAACCCAGUAUGCUCCUAUUAAGCCCAGUAUGCUCCUAUUAAGCCCAGUAUGCUCCUAUUAAACCCAGUAUGCUCCUAUUAAACCCAGUAUGCUCCGAUUAAGCCCAGUAUGCUCCUAUUAAACCCAGUAUGCUCCUAUUAAGCCCAGUAUGCUACUAUUAAACCCAGUAUGCUCCUAUUAAGGCCAGUAUGCUCCUAUUAAGCCCAGUAUGCUCCUAUUAAGCCCAGUAUGCUCCUAUUAAGCCCAGUAUGCUCCUAUUAAACCCAGUAUGCUCCUAUUAAGCCCAGUAUGCUCCUAUUAAGCCCAGUAUGCUCCUAUUAAACCCAGUAUGCUCAUAUUAAGCCCAGUAUGCUCCUAUUAAACCCAGUAUGCUCAUAUUAAGCCCAGUAUGCUCCUAUUAAACCCCAGUAUGCUCCUAUUAAGCCCAGUAUGCUCCUAUUAAACCCAGUAUGCUCCUAUUAAGCCCCAGUAUGCUCCUAUUAAGCCCCAGUAUGCUCCUAUUAAGGGCAGUAUGCUCCUAUUAAGCCCAGUAUGCUCCUAUUAAGCCCCAGUAUGCUCCUAUUAAGGGCAGUAUGCUCCUAUUAAGCCCAGUAUGCUCCUAUUAAGGCCAGUAUGCUCCUAUUAAGCCCCAGUAUGCUCCUAUUAAGCCCAGUAUGGUCCUAUUAAGCCCAGUAUGGUCCUAUUAAGCCCCAGUAUGGUCCUAUUAAGGGCAGUAUGCUCAUAUUAAGCCCAGUAUGCUCAUAUUAAGGCCAGUAUGCUCCUAUUAAGCCCCAGUAUGCUCCUAUUAAGCCCAGUAUGGUCCUAUUAAGCCCAGUAUGGUCCUAUUAAGCCCAGUAUGGUCCUAUUAAGCCCAGUAUGCUCCUAUUAAGCCCAGUAUGGUCCUAUUAAGCCCAGUAUGCUCCUAUUAAGCCCAGUAUGCUCCUAUUAAGCCCAGUAUGCUCCUAUUAAGCCAGUAUGCUCCUAUUAAGUGCAGUAUGCUCCUAGUAAGCCCAGUAUGCUCCUAUUAAACCCAGUAUGCUCCUAUUAAGCCCAGUAUGCUCCUAUUAAGGGCAGUAUGCUCCUAUUAAACCCAGUAUGCUCCUAUUAAACCCAGUAUGCUCCUAUUAAACCCAGUAUGCUCCAAUUAAACCCAGUAUGCUCCUAUUAAGCCCAGUAUGCUCCUAUUAAACCCAGUAUGCUCCUAUUAAGCCCAGUAUGCUCCUAUUAAGCCCAGUAUGCUCCUAUUAAGCCCCAGUAUGCUCCUAUUAAGCCCAGUAUGCUCCUAUUAAGCCCAGUAUGGUCCUAUUAAACCCAGUAUGCUCCUAUUAAGCCCAGUAUGCUCCAAUUAAGCCCAGUAUGAUCCUAUUAAGGCCAGUAUGCUCCAAUUAAACCCAGUAUGCUCCUAUUAAGGCCAGUAUGCUCCUAUUAAACCCAGUAUGCUCCAAUUAAACCCAGUAUGCUCCUAUUAAGGCCAGUAUGCUCCUAUUAAACCCAGUAUGCUCCUAUUAAACCCAGUAUGCUCCUAUUAAGCCCAGUAUGGUGUCUUUACCAAGAUUAGAAACUAUUAGAAACUAUUAGAAAGCUCUGUUCUCUCUCCAAGACGUCUGGAGUGGACAGGAAGUGGUUGAUGCAGAGAGAGUAGAACAAGACCUGGGUUGAGAGACAACAGGGACAGAAGACCUACAGUGGUGGACAAGACGCUAACAAAUGAGGGACAAAAAGAUGACUAUUGGGCGACUACUCAUGCACUUUGGGGUGGGGGCAUUGUCAUAUUGUUGUCCUUCAUUCAUCCAGGUGAUUCUGUUUUUUGGUCCACCACCUGUAACUUUUUAAUACACAAUAGAGAGGGAGAUUUGAAACUGUCUUCAGAUACACUUUAGGAAGACAAGUUUAAUUACUUGACAAGAAUAGCUGUACAGCAAAUGUAAAAAAAAAACAGCUUUCAGAUAAUUCAUUGAAAGUUGUGUGUGUUAUGGUCUUUGUGCAUGGCUUCUUCUCCACAGAGGGCCAGUCUGGGUGCAGGUUUGUGUUCUAACCAAGCAAUAACACACCUGGUUCAACUAAUCAUGUCUUGAUUGAAGUCUAUGAUUGGUUGAUUAGUUGAAUCAGGUGUGUACUGUUUGGCAAGAACAAAAGCCUAAAUUCACCUUGAUCUCUGUGGAUACGAUUGGACAACCCCCUGUUAUAAGUGCUAUUCACAUUUUACAUAAGAAAUGUCAGUUUGUAAGUUGUGAACAUUUUGAAAAUAAUUCAAAUGAUUCAAAUUCAAAUAAUUCAAAUGAGGUGUGCUUAUUUGGAACACCCAUGGGCUGAAAGGGUACACUCUGUACAUUACCCUUAAGCCCAGUCCCGACAUUUCACAGAUUUGAUCAAAUACUUGUAUGUCUUAUUAAAAUAAAUUGUAAGUAAAGUCAUGAAACAUCAGGACAGAUUCACCUUUCAUUUGAUCUCCACGUUUCUUACAAGAAUUAGGGCAGUAUGUUAGAAAUGUCUAAACUUAGAUUUUGGUGGGCUUAAUAUCUACACUAUAUACUACUAUACACUAUAUACUACACAUAUGAUAUACUAUAUACUACUAUACACUAUAUACUACACUAUGAUACUAUAUACUACUAUACACUAUAUACUGCACUAUGAUAUACUAUAUACUAUUAUACACUAUAUACUGCACUAUGAUAUACUAUAUACUACUAUACACUAUAUACUACACUAUGAUAUACUAUAUACUACACUAUGAUAUACUAUGUACUACUAUACACUAUAUACUACACAUAUGAUAUACUAUAUACUACUGUACACUAUAUACUACACUAUGAUAUACUAUAUACUACUAUACACUAUAUACUACACUAUGAUAUACUAUAUACUACUAUACACUAUAUACUACACAUAUGAUAUACUAUAUACUACUAUACACUAUCUACUACUAUACACUAUAUACUACACAUAUGAUACUAUAUACUACUAUACACUAUAUACUACACAUAUGAUACUAUAUACUACUAUACACUAUAUACUACACAUAUGAUAUACUAUAUACUACUGUACACUAUAUACUACACUAUGAUAUACUAUAUACUACUAUACACUAUAUACUACACUAUGAUAUACUAUAUACUACUAUACACUAUAUACUACACAUAUGAUAUAAUACUACUAUAUCACUAACUAUACACUAUAUACUACACUAUAUACUAUGAUACUACUAACCUAUAUACUACACAUAUGAAUACUACUAUACUACUAUACACUAUAUACUACACAUAUGAUAUACUAUAUACUACUAUACACUAUAUACUACACAUAUGAUAUACUAUAUACUACUAUACACUAUAUACUACACUAUGAUAUACUAUAUACUACUAUACACUAUAUACUACAAUAUAAUACUAUAUACUACUAUACACUAUAUACUACACAUAUGAUAUACUAUAUACUACUAUACACUAUAUACUACACAUAUGAUAUACUUUAUAGAAGAGCAACAUCUCAGUCAGGACACACUACAUCCUUUCUACUUCUAUGUAAUACUAUACAACACUACACAGCAGGCACCAAGGCUCAGCCAAUCACUGUGUUGUAGACUGAGCCAGCCAAUGAGAAGGUCUCUAAGCAGUCCAGCCGGCCCCCGAGGAGCCAACCACAGCCCCCAGAGGAGGAAUGUCUCUGCAACAAGAGGAGACAGGAAGGCCCUCCCACAGAGUCCCGCCCCUCCUCCACCUCUCUCCCCCCUUGUCUCCCUUCCCCCUGCCCCACGCCUCUCAUUGAUGAAGAGAUCACCAUCACUCUGUUCCCUGAAGGUAGGAGACACACACACACACACACACACACACACACACACACACACACACACACACACACACACACACACACACACAGACACACACAGAAACACACCAACCCCCACACACACACACACAGACACAGAAACACACCAACCCACACACACACACACACACACAGACACAGAAACACACCAACCCACACACACACACACACAGAAACACACCAACCCACACACACACACACACACACACACAGACACAGAAACACACCAACCCACACAAACAAAAACACCUUUGUUACACUUCUGUAUUCUAGGCUACUGUCCUUACUCCCAAAGUGUGCACUUGUUCACUUCGCUUUACUGAUUUGAAAGGAAAUGUUUUGUGUUAGGUUGUGUUGUUACUCAUUCACCUGUCUGUAAUGUGUUCUAGUCUCUGUGCUCUGUGUUAUAGUCUCUGUGCUCUGUGUUCUAUUCUCUGUGUUCUGUGUUCCAGACUCUGAGAUCUGUGUUCUAGUCUCUGUGUUAUAAACUAUGUGCUCUGUGUUCUAGUCUCUGUGUUCUGUGUUCUAGUCUCUGUGUUCUGUGUUCCAGACACUGUCUUCUGUGUUCCAGACUCUGAGUUCUGUGUUCUAGUUUCUGUGUUCUAGUCUCUGUGUUCUGUGUUCUAGUCUCUUUGAUAUGUGUUCCAGACUCUGUGCUCUGUCUUCUAGUCUCUGUGUUCUGUGUUCCAGACACUGUCUUCUGUGUUCCAGACUCUGAGUUCUGUGUUCUAGUUUCUGUGUUCUAGUCUCUGUGUUCUGUGUUCUAGUCUCUUUGAUAUGUGUUCCAGACUCUGUGCUCUGUCUUCUAGUCUCUGUGUUCUGUGUUCUGUGUUCUAGUCUCUGUGUUCUGUGUUCUAGUCUUUGUGUACUGUGUUCUAGUCUGUUUUUUGUGUUCUGUGUUCUAGUCUCUGUGGGAUCUGAUCUAGUCUGUGUUCUGUUUUUAAGUCUGUGUUCUAGUCUAUAUGUUCUGUAUUCUAGCCUCUGUGUUCUGAGUUCAGUCUCUGUGUUCUGUGUUCCAGUCUCUGAGUUCUGUGUUCCACUCUCUGUGUUCUAGACUCUGGGUUUAAAUCUCUAUGUUCUGUAUUCUAGUCUUUGUGUUUUGUGUUCCAGUCUAUGUGUUCUGUGUUCUAGUCUCUGUGUUCUAGUCUCUGUGUUCUGUGUUCCAUUAUCUGUGUUCUGUGUUUUAGUCUCUGUGUUCUGUGUUCCAGACUCUGUCUUCUGUGUUCCAGACUCUGAGUUCUGUGUUCUAGUCUCUUUGUUCUGUGUUCCAGACUCUGAGUUCUGUGUUCUAGUCUCUGUGUUAUAAACUCUGUGCUCUGUGUUCUAGUCUCUGUGUUCUGUGUUCUAGUCUCUGUGUUCUGUGUUCCAGACUCUGUCUUCUGUGUUCCAGACUCUGAGUUCUGUGUUCUAGUUUAUGUGUUCUAGUCUCUGUGUUCUGUGUUCUAGUCUCUUUGUUCUGUGUUCCAGACUCUGGGUUCUGUGUUCUAGUCUCUGUGUUAUAAACUCUGUGCUCUGUGUUCCAGUCUCUGUGUUCUGUGUUCUAGUCUUUGUGUUCUAGUCUCUGUGUUCUGUGUUCCAGACUCUGUCUUCUGUGUUCCAGACUCUGAGUUCUCUGUUCUAGUCUCUGUGUUAUAAACUAUGUGCUCUGUGUUCUAGUCUCUGUGUUCUGUGUUCUAUUCUCUUUGUUCUGUGUUCCAGACUCUGAGUUCUGUGUUCUAGUCUCUGUGUUAUAAACUCUGUGCUCUGUGUUCUAGUCUCUGUGUUCUGUGUUCUAAUCUCUGUGUUCUGUGUUCUAGUUUUUGUGUUCUAGUCCUGUGUUCUGUGGUUUAGUCUCUUUGUUCUGGUCUUUGUGUUCACUGUUCUAGUCUCUGUGUACUGUGUUCUAGUCUGUUUGUUGUGUUCUGUGUUCUAGUCUCUGUGGGAUCUGAUCUAGUCUGUGUUAUGUGUUCAAGUCUGUGUUCUAGUCUAUGUGUUCUGUAUUUUAGCCUCUGUGUUCUGUGUUCAGUCUCUGUGUUCUGUGUUCCAGUCUCUGAGUUCUGUGUUCCACUCUCUGUGUUCUAGAUUCUGGGUUUUAAUCUCUAUGUUCUGUGUUCUAAUCUCGGUAUACUGAAAUCGAGUCUUUGUGUUCUAGUCUCUGUAUUCUAUGUUCUAGACUCUGUGGGCUGUGUUCUACUCUCUAUGUUUUGUGUUCCAGUCUCUGUGUUCUGUUUUCUAUUCUUUGUGUUUUGUGUUCCAGUCUAUGUGUUCUGUGUUAUAGUCUCUGUGUUCUGUGUUUCAGUCUCUGUGUUUUAGUCCUUGUGUUCUGUGAUACAGUAUCUGUGUUCUGUGUUCUAGUUCUCAGUUUUCUGUGCUCUAAUCUCUGUGUUCUUUGUUCUGGUCUCUGCGUUCUGUGCUCCAAUCUCUGUGUUCUAGUCCCUUUGUUCUGUGUUCUAGUCUCUGUGUUCUGUGUUCUGUGUUCCAGUCUCUGUGUUUCAAUCUCUACAUUCUGUGUUCUAGUCUCUGUGUUCUGUGUUCCAGUCUCUGUGUUCUGUGUUCUAGUUUUUGUGUUCUAGUCUCUGUGUUCUGUGGUUUAGUCUCUUUGUUCUAGUCUUUGUGUUCAGUGUUCUAGUCUUUGUUUUCUGUGUUCUAGUCUCUGUGUUCUGUGGUUUAGUCUCUUUGUUCUAGUCUUUGUGUUCACUGUUCUAGUCUUUGUGUUCUGUGUUCUAGUCUCUGUGUACUGUGUUCUAGUCUGUUUGUUGUGUUCUGUGUUCUAGUCUCUGUGGGAUCUGAUCUAGUCUGUGUUAUGUGUUCAAGUCUGUGUUCUAGUCUAUGUGUUCUGUAUUUUAGCCUCUGUGUUCUGUGUUCAGUCUCUGUGUUCUGUGUUCCAGUCUCUGAGUUCUGUGUUCCACUCUCUGUGUUCUAGAUUCUGGGUUUUAAUCUCUUUGUUCUGUGUUCUAAUCUCGGUAUACUGAAAUCGAGUCUUUGUGUUCUAGUCUCUGUAUUCUAUGUUCUAGACUCUGUGGGCUGUGUCCUAGUCUCUAUGUUUUGUGUUCCAGUCUCUGUGUUCUGUUUUCUAUUCUUUGUGUUUUGUGUUCCAGUCAAUGUGUUCUGUGUUCUAGUCUCUGUGUUCUGUGUUCCAGUCUCUGUGUUAUAGUCUCUGUGUUCUGUGUUUCAGUCUCUGUGAUUUAGUCCUUGUGUUCUGUGGUCCAGUAUCUGAGUUCUGUGUUCUAGUUCUCGGUUUUCUGUGCUCUAAUCUCUGUGUUCUUUGUUCUGGUCCCUGUGUUCUGUGCUCCAAUCUCUGUGUUCUAGUCUCUGAGUUCUGUGUUCUGUGUUCCAGUCUCUGUGUUUCAAUCUCUACAUUCUGUGUUCUUGUCUCUGUGUUCUAGUUUAUGUGUUCUAGUCUCUGUGUUCUGUGUUCUAGUCUCUUUGUUCUGUGUUCCAGACUCUGGGUUCUGUGUUCUAGUCUCUGUGUUAUAAACUCUGUGCUCUGUGUUCCAGUCUCUGUGUUCUGUGUUCUAGUCUUUGUGUUCUAGUCUCUGUGUUCUGUGUUCCAGACUCUGUCUUCUGUGUUCCAGACUCUGAGUUCUCUGUUCUAGUCUCUGUGUUAUAAACUAUGUGCUCUGUGUUCUAGUCUCUGUGUUCUGUGUUCUAUUCUCUUUGUUCUGUGUUCCAGACUCUGAGUUCUGUGUUCUAGUCUCUGUGUUAUAAACUCUGUGCUCUGUGUUCUAGUCUCUGUGUUCUGUGUUCUAAUCUCUGUGUUCUGUGUUCUAGUUUUUGUGUUCUAGUCCUGUGUUCUGUGGUUUAGUCUCUUUGUUCUGGUCUUUGUGUUCACUGUUCUAGUCUCUGUGUACUGUGUUCUAGUCUGUUUGUUGUGUUCUGUGUUCUAGUCUCUGUGGGAUCUGAUCUAGUCUGUGUUAUGUGUUCAAGUCUGUGUUCUAGUCUAUGUGUUCUGUAUUUUAGCCUCUGUGUUCUGUGUUCAGUCUCUGUGUUCUGUGUUCCAGUCUCUGAGUUCUGUGUUCCACUCUCUGUGUUCUAGAUUCUGGGUUUUAAUCUCUAUGUUCUGUGUUCUAAUCUCGGUAUACUGAAAUCGAGUCUUUGUGUUCUAGUCUCUGUAUUCUAUGUUCUAGACUCUGUGGGCUGUGUUCUACUCUCUAUGUUUUGUGUUCCAGUCUCUGUGUUCUGUUUUCUAUUCUUUGUGUUUUGUGUUCCAGUCUAUGUGUUCUGUGUUAUAGUCUCUGUGUUCUGUGUUUCAGUCUCUGUGUUUUAGUCCUUGUGUUCUGUGAUACAGUAUCUGUGUUCUGUGUUCUAGUUCUCAGUUUUCUGUGCUCUAAUCUCUGUGUUCUUUGUUCUGGUCUCUGCGUUCUGUGCUCCAAUCUCUGUGUUCUAGUCCCUUUGUUCUGUGUUCUAGUCUCUGUGUUCUGUGUUCUGUGUUCCAGUCUCUGUGUUUCAAUCUCUACAUUCUGUGUUCUAGUCUCUGUGUUCUGUGUUCCAGUCUCUGUGUUCUGUGUUCUAGUUUUUGUGUUCUAGUCUCUGUGUUCUGUGGUUUAGUCUCUUUGUUCUAGUCUUUGUGUUCAGUGUUCUAGUCUUUGUUUUCUGUGUUCUAGUCUCUGUGUUCUGUGGUUUAGUCUCUUUGUUCUAGUCUUUGUGUUCACUGUUCUAGUCUUUGUGUUCUGUGUUCUAGUCUCUGUGUACUGUGUUCUAGUCUGUUUGUUGUGUUCUGUGUUCUAGUCUCUGUGGGAUCUGAUCUAGUCUGUGUUAUGUGUUCAAGUCUGUGUUCUAGUCUAUGUGUUCUGUAUUUUAGCCUCUGUGUUCUGUGUUCAGUCUCUGUGUUCUGUGUUCCAGUCUCUGAGUUCUGUGUUCCACUCUCUGUGUUCUAGAUUCUGGGUUUUAAUCUCUUUGUUCUGUGUUCUAAUCUCGGUAUACUGAAAUCGAGUCUUUGUGUUCUAGUCUCUGUAUUCUAUGUUCUAGACUCUGUGGGCUGUGUCCUAGUCUCUAUGUUUUGUGUUCCAGUCUCUGUGUUCUGUUUUCUAUUCUUUGUGUUUUGUGUUCCAGUCAAUGUGUUCUGUGUUCUAGUCUCUGUGUUCUGUGUUCCAGUCUCUGUGUUAUAGUCUCUGUGUUCUGUGUUUCAGUCUCUGUGAUUUAGUCCUUGUGUUCUGUGGUCCAGUAUCUGAGUUCUGUGUUCUAGUUCUCGGUUUUCUGUGCUCUAAUCUCUGUGUUCUUUGUUCUGGUCCCUGUGUUCUGUGCUCCAAUCUCUGUGUUCUAGUCUCUGAGUUCUGUGUUCUGUGUUCCAGUCUCUGUGUUUCAAUCUCUACAUUCUGUGUUCUUGUCUCUGUGUUCUAGUCUCUGUGUUCUGUGUUCCAGUCUCUGUGUUCUGUGAUCUAAUCUCUGUGUUCUGUGUUCCAGUCUCUGUGUUCUAUUAUCUGUGUUUCAAUCUCUGUGUUCUGUGUUCCAGUCUCUGUGUUUUAGUAUCUGUGUUUCAAUCUCUGUGUUCUGUGUUCCAGUCCUUGUGUUCUAGUAUCUGUGUUUCAGUCUCUGUGUUCUGUGUUCCAGUCUCUGUGUUCUGUGUUCUAGUCUUUAUGUUCUGUUUUCUGGUCUCUGGGUUCUGUGUUCUAGUCUCUGUAUUUUGUGUUCUGUGUUGUAGUCUCUGUGUUCUGUGUUCUAGCCUAUGUGUUUUAGUCUCUGUGUUCUGUGUUCCAUUCUCUGUGUUCUGUGUUCUAGUCUUUGUGUUUUGUGUUCUAGUCUUGGUGUUCUGUGUUCUCUUCUCUGUGUUCUGUGUUUUAGUCUCUGUGAUUUGUGUUCUAGUCUCUGUGUUCUAGUCUCUGUGUUCUGUGGUCUAGUCUCUGUGUUCAGUGUUCUAGUCUCUGUCUUUUUGUCUCUGUAUUUUGUGUUCUGUGUUCUACUCUUUGUGUUCUGUGAUUUAUUCUUGUGUUCUAGUCUGUGUUUUAAUCUCUAUGUUUUGUUUUCUAGUCUCUGUAUUCUGUGUUCUAGUCUCUGCGUUCUGUGUUCUAGUCUUCGUGUUCUGUGUUCUAUUCUCUGUGUUCUGUGUUCUAGUUUCUGUGUUCUGUGUUCAAGUCUCUGUGUUCCGUGUUCUAGUGUCUGUGUUUUGUGUUCCAGUCUUUGUGUUCUGUGUUCUAGUCACUGUGUUAUAUUCUAUGUGUUUUGUGUUCUGGUCUCUGUGUUCUGUGUUGUUGUCUCUGUGUUCUGUGUUCUAGUCUGUAUUCUGUGUUAUAGUCUCUGUGUUCUAUUCUAUGUGUUCUGUGUUCUAGUCUCUGUGUUCUGUGUUCUAGUCUCUGUUCUAGUCUCUUUGUUCUGUGUUCUAGUCUCUGUUCUAGUCUCUUUGUUCUGUGUUCUAGUCUAUGGGUUCUAGUCUCUAUGUUCUGUGUUCUAGUCUCUGUUCUAGUCUCUUUGUUCUGUGUUCCAGUCUCUGUGUUUGGGGACAGAGAGCUGGUCCAUCUCGCACCUCCUAAAAGCUCUGCCUCCAAGCUGUGUGACGCUGCCCCCUUGCCACGCCUCUUGGAUCCAACCAGAGAAGGCCAGGUCAGACUGGUCAAACUCUUCAGAACGUUGUUUGCUCUGUACCAUUUCAAUUCCAGUUAAUUCAGAAAGGAAAUCAAAUUCCAAUUCCACAUUUUCCUCUUUGAAAAGCAUUGAAGGGAACUGGAAUUGGAGUUUCAGUGUACUUCCGGAAUUGACCCCAACCAUGCUCAUUAUCCCUAAAAUCUUUAUUAACAGAUGAGUUGAUGUAACAGCUAAAGCCUAAUUUAUACCCUACGUAUGUAGGCAAUGCAAGAACAGAGUUAGCAAUGCAAAAUGGCCAUCCUGUGUACGAUCCUGCGAUACUGCAUCGAGUUACAAAUUGUUGGACUGCACACGUUUGUGUAUUUUUGCUACGCAACUGCACAGGAUGGCCAUUUUCAUAGAUAAAUGUAGUUGUUGCAUCCAUCUGUAUCUAUGUCGAUAUAUAUAUAUAUAUGCAACUAUAUCGAUGUUGCAGUUUUCUCCAAAAUGAUUCAUUAAUGUUCAGUCUGAGGUCACCACUGUAUUCUUUAGUGUCCAGCUCCUGCCUCAUGUUGCCACUCUCUGUUCAGGUCCGUCCAGUCCAUCCACCACACGCGCUCAGAACCACACACUCCGAUGGGGCGGAACUCGACAACAGCCACCUCCACGACGACGAUGACGGUUGUCACGAUGACCACGUUCACCAUCUUCGCCAUGGCAAUAAUGACCGGCUAAAGAAGCUGCAGACGUUCUACUCCUCGGAGACGAAGGGCGGAGUCUCUAUAUCUCCCAGAAUGAUCCUGGAGACCACGGAGCCACGCCCCUCGGACAGAGAACACCUGGCAGGCGCCAUGGAAAUGGCCCAAACUGCCCCGCCCCCUCUCCCCCAGCUACGGAAUGCUGGGCUGAAGGAGGGAGGAGGGGGAGGAGGGGGGAGGAAGGUCACAUGGGUGGGCCACAUGGUGCGGCCGCAGGGCCCCACGGGGCUCCUGGUCAACGGGUCCAAACCCCCGGCCUUCCCCUCCCAGAGACAGCAUGCUCUGGUCAUCAAGAGCCUUCGCCAGGAGAGGGGGAGGAGAGGAGGAGGAGGAGGAGGAGAUAGAGAAGGAGGAGGGGGAAGAGGAGGAGGGAUGAGUGGAGGAGUGAAGCGUAACUCUGUUCAGCUGCGUCAGUCCUUACAGCGUCGAGUAGCUGACCUGAACCUCCCUCUGCUCCCAGCAGCCCAGCAGAGACCCUACUGA